AUGGAGAAAUCUAGCCCUGGAGAGCCGACAACGCCGUAUGCUCUUGGCGAAUGCUACUGCGAGGUGUGCAAAAUAUUCAGGCUGAACGAGGCUGACUGGGAGAACGUGCGCCACAACAAGCUCCAAGCUGCCUCCCGUGACAUAGCCCGACAGGCUGAACUUGGUUGCAAGACAUGCAAGCUACUCGGCGAUGCCAUGGAGACGGUGUUCACCAUGUAUCCGCCGGCAUUCCCGAAAAACGACGCUCUCUUGGAACGCGAGCCUGCAUACUACCGACCGAACGCAGCAUUCAGAAUUGACGAUGGCCGCACAGAAAGGUAUCACGAGGCCUUUGAGAUCUAUUCCGAGCUUGUUUGGGUGACACGACAAUUGGGUUUCCGGUACCUCUGGAUAGAUGCUCUUUGCAUAGUACAAGACGAUCUGCACGACUGGGCUACUACUCUGGGUACUAUGGGAGACAUCUACGGUGAAGCAAGCCUUAACAUUGCGGCAGCGUCGUCCACCAACGGCGAUGGAGGCUGUCUGUAUGAGCGCAUCGGCGGGAAAGAGCUACCACUGCCUACAGAUCCUUCGCUCGGAUGUGACUUGUUUGUGCGCUGCCGCCCAGAGCACACUUUUGCGAACUCGUUAAAUGGCUGGCGUGCCGGAAUUACUUGGGUUGCACACCACCCACUCUCCUAUCGGAAAUGGUGCUUCCAAGAGCGCAUAGCGAGCCGGCAAACUCUGUUCUACACCAAGGGCGAGAUGGGCUGGGAAUGCCGAACGGUUGUGAAAUGUGAGUGCGAGCAGGUUCUUCUAGGCUCUCGUGGGAACAUGUAUUCUUCAGACUGCUUCUCUACGAAAUGCAGGCUUGUCCAAGCGACGGACCCUGCGUCUCUGUUAGUAAAGUCGGAGAAGGAAGGAGAACUCGAGCUGCUGGAUAUCUGGAUGCAGCUUGUGAUGGACUACAGUAUCCGCCAAAUCACGCACGACAGUGACAUCUUCCCUGCUAUGUCGGCAGUGGCUAGGAUGUUCGAGGGAAAGGGGCUUGGAAACUACCAUGCCGAGUGGGAUCAGAAGACCGAGCCGGUAUCAUCUGUGCGCAAACACAGCGUCGUUUGCCAGACCAUAGACGGUCAUGCUGGUCGCCUCAGUGGUGGUGUGCUGGAGCUGUCAUCACCAGCCGUCAGGACUAGCAUGACAACUAUUGUUGGCACGUCCUGGUUGGAAUAUGGAUACCAGGUACAGUUUGAGCACUGGAACGAGGAAUUUGUCUGCCAAUUCGAUGCGUAUGACGACUACAAGGAUGUCAAGGGCCUUGCAGUAUGGCUGCUUUACAUACUUCAUGCGGCCUACGACGAAGAGAUCUACCUCUUGGCAAGGUCGACCGGAGAUGGAACAGGAAGCUAUCGACGUAUUGCGCUUGUUUCCCACCAGAGAUGA
Anthostomella pinea is the source of this 1422-nucleotide messenger RNA. NCBI's taxonomy places the organism in Eukaryota, Fungi, Ascomycota, Sordariomycetes, Xylariales, Xylariaceae. The record is from the annotation of a GenBank genome assembly.